This is a messenger RNA of Yamadazyma tenuis ATCC 10573, 1972 nucleotides long. Lineage: Eukaryota; Fungi; Ascomycota; Pichiomycetes; Serinales; Debaryomycetaceae. The record is from RefSeq and is a predicted model, not a curated record.
ACUUUCUAUUACCAUGGACUUUUACCAACCCACCCUCCUUUUCAGACAAAACGCCAUCAGAAGAAGUCCUGAAAGCAGCCAGCUGAGUUUGGACUUGGUUGAGUACAAAACAAGAAACCCUUCUUGGAUCUUCGACCCCAACACUUCCAGAGACACAAAGAUUCUCAACAAGAUCUGCUCUCUUGACAGACUCAACAUCAAAUCCAACUAUUGGAAAAUCCCUGAUAAUAACAUGAACUUGACAGCUAUGGCCAUAAAAACAAAUGAUAAUAAUGGAACCCUCGCCAUUUCAUCAGCAAACGAUAAUUCCAACCUCUUCAUCUAUGAGGUCGACCUUCAGGAUGCAUAUCUCAAGCACCACAACACAAUUUCACUUCCAAACAUCCAUGCCAUGAAAUGGGUUCCAGGAACAUCAAACCUUUUAGUGACCGGUAACAGCAAGGGGUACGGCCAUUUGAUAUCGGUACCGGAGCCUGGAAAUCAAACAAGUGCAGAAAUAGUAAAGAGAUUCAACCACAGAAAACAUCUACGGUCUAUUAACAAAGACUCGAGCAUCCUCCACCAGUCUUCAUCUAAAAUCGAUAAAAUGGCAUUCAACUCAAACCGGCUGUUGAUCAGUAUCUAUGAUAACAAUCUCUUCAACUGGGAUGUUAAUGAUUGUACGGCAGCAGCCAGACCUAAACCUGUUUCGAUCACCAGCAUCAACGGACUUGCCAAUUUCGAUACUUCUCCCAAUGCCAACGUUCUCGGGAUCUGUGGACGGUUUGGUGUGUCAAUAUUUGACCUCCGUGACCCACAAUUUUCAGUUCCCAGGGCAGUUGAAAAUGAGUGCAAGAAAACCAAGUUGGGUUCCAAUUUGAUCAAAUGGUCCGACGACGAGUAUAUUUUCGCAGCCAGCCAUUUGGAUGGAGUAAUAAGGUUGUGGGAUGUGAGAAAACAAGAUUGUUUCGGAACACUAAAUGCCCAGCAUGGCAGCCUGGUUAGCAGUAUGCAAUGGGUUGAUGGUGAUCUUUUCAGUGGUGGCCGUAAUGGACACAUUAUUCAUUGGGAUUUGACGAGUGAUAUCACCGACUACGAUUACGAUUUACAACGGUGCGGUGUUAAAGAAGGGCUCAAUAGUGUUCAGUUCGACCCGGUGGCCAACCAGGCUGACGAUAUCGCGGGCCAGAGACUGUGUGGUACUAUUCUUCCUGCUUCCAACACGAGCAUUAUUUCACUUGAAACAGUCGAAACAGUCGACGAUUUGAAGGUUUUAUCCAUUGAUGGAAGCUCUUUCUUUGGACUCCAUUCACGCAUAUACGAUGCUGUGGAUGUACAGUACCGCUCACAGAAACUCUACUAUACCCACGAUGACCUCGUCAUGAUGGGUGAACGCUCGGACGAGACCUUGGUCAAUGAUACAGGCCUGAUCCAUAGCCUAGAGAAGCCACUUGCUAUCACUAGGAAAAAUACCACAGCAUCGUCGGCCAAAUCAAUUUCCAGAAACAACUCCAUUUCUGUGGUCCGCAACACCUCGAUGGCUUCUCACAAGUCCAUCACAUCCAUUAGGUCCACCAAUUCUGUCGCUGAAAUUGAAGUACCCACCGGUUCUACUGACACCCUUCUCAAUAUGCCGAUUGAGACAGCAGAACUUGAUGUGGACUUCAAGUUUGGGCCAGCAUCGAGGUCCAACAGUCAAAGCCUGAGUCUGGUGGUUAUGUCGCCCGAGUCGCUCAACUCAUUUGCUGCUUCUUUCGACUCGGUGGCCACCACUGUGGACGAGCAACCGGUCCCAGAAGCGUCCACACAUAAGUACACGCUUUCAGAUAUCCAAUUCGAUGACGACCUUAGUUUUGGCAUCAACAGUUCGUACUUAGUAACAUAGUAUAUAGUCAGCAUAGCAUACACCUUUUUCGCAUCCACAGUUCAGUUGGCUUUGCUCAGCCGAACAAUUCGCACCUGCGGGGCGUGUCGGGACCACCUCGCAAAAGGG